Messenger RNA from Amphiprion ocellaris (clown anemonefish), 4018 nucleotides. RefSeq names its product uridine-cytidine kinase-like 1. NCBI's taxonomy places the organism in Eukaryota, Metazoa, Chordata, Actinopteri, Pomacentridae. Gene Ontology annotation, cellular component: cytoplasm. The transcript has 15 exons. Gene Ontology annotation, molecular function: ATP binding; kinase activity. Bases 34 to 1674 code for a protein of 546 amino acids. The record is from RefSeq and is a predicted model, not a curated record.
CAGUGUUUGGUUUCGGCGCCGCGACGAGCCGACAUGGCAACAACAAGCAGCGACAGUAAACUGGAGGGACAGCCGACAGAUGAGGGGAUGGAGGCGGACAGGUCCAUGUCCAGGUCUGACAGUGGGAGUGGAGAUGAUUCCUUGGACAGCCUCUCAAGUCGUGUCCACCGAUGUCCUUUGACCCCUUCGCUGUCGCCACGAAAACGGACCACAAGCCAGUCUAAGACAGAGCCUCCGUUGCUGAGGACCAAUAAAAGGACCAUCUACACAGCAGGCAGACCGCCUUGGUACAACGUCACCGGGACCACCUUCAAAGAGGCCUUCGUCAUUGGUCUGUGUGGAGGAAGUGCCUCUGGGAAAACCACGGUAGCCAAUAAGAUAAUCGAGGCGCUGGAUGUUCCCUGGGUGGUUCUGCUGUCCAUGGACUCGUUCUACAAGGUGUUGAAUAAAGAAGAGCAGGAGUUGGCUGCUAAAAAUGAGUACAACUUUGAUCACCCUGAUGCCUUCGACUUUGAGCUGCUGGUCACCGUCCUCAGAAAGCUGAAGAAAGGAAAAAGCAUCAAAGUGCCGGUGUAUGACUUCACCUCCCACUGCAGACGCAAAGAAUGGAAAACAGUGUACGGGGCCAAUGUUGUCAUCUUUGAGGGCAUCCUGGCUUUUGCCAACAAGGAGCUGCUAAAGCUUCUGGACAUGAAGGUGUUUGUAGAUACAGAUUCAGACAUUCGCCUGAUACGGAGGCUGAAGAGGGACAUUUCCCAACGUGGACGGGACAUCAGUGGCAUCAUCAAACAGUACAAUAAAUUUGUGAAGCCAGCAUUCGAGCAGUACAUUGAGCCCACAGUGCAGGUAGCUGACAUCGUGGUUCCAAGAGGUGGAGAGAACUUUGUAGCUUUGGAUUUGAUUGUUCAGCAUGUCCACAGUCAGUUGGAGAAGAGGAAGCUCCGCUGGGAUAUAUCAGCUCUGGCCUCGGCUCACCAGGGCCAGCCUUUACCCAAGACCCUCAGUGUGAUGGAGAGCACACCACAGGUCCGCGGCAUGCACACCAUCAUCAGGAACAAGGAGACUAACCGAGAUGAGUUUAUUUUCUACUCCAAGAGAUUAAUGAGGCUUCUGAUAGAACAUGCCCUCUCCUUCCUGCCUCUCAAGCCUGUGUCCGUGGAGACGCCUCAGGGUGGCAUCUAUGAUGGAAAGAGGCUGAGCGGUAAAAGAAUCACAGGUGUUUCUAUCCUGAGAGCAGGAGAGACCAUGGAGCAGGCUCUGAUGGCAGUUUGUAAAGACAUCCGACUUGGAAAGAUCCUCAUUCAGACCAACCAUGACACUGGAGAACCAGAGCUUCACUACCUCCGUCUACCCAAAGACAUCAGUGAAGACUACGUCAUCCUGAUGGACAGCACAGUGUCCACCGGAGCUGCUGCUCUCAUGGCUGUCAGAGUUCUGCUGGACCAUGAUGUAGCAGAGGAUAAGAUCUUUCUGUUAUCUCUGCUAAUGGCAGAGAUGGGUGUCCACUCAGUGGCCUAUGCCUUCCCUAAAGUCCGCAUCAUCACCACCGCUGUGGACAAGGAGGUCAAUGACCAGUUCCACAUCAUACCAGGCAUUGGUAAUUUUGGAGAUCGUUACUUUGGCACCGAUGCUCCGUCAGACUGGUGUGAAAGUGAUGAAGGGAUGGACUUCUAAGGAGACGACCAAUCAUGGAGGUGAAGGGCUGUUACAAAAGCACUUAGCCAUGAAAACAGUGGAAACAGACCUUCCGGCUAACAUCUGCUCGGCUCCAUCAACAUCCUCCUGACCAGUGAGGUGAUGCUGUACAAACUGCUUCCCAUCAGUAGAAUGAGCUUCGCUGUUAGGUCAGUGUGAUUACUGAUCAGGUCAGUGAGGAGAUUUGUGCCCAGCAGGAUUCAGUCAAUACCCCGUUCAAGUUUACAGCAAAGUUUAAAGGGGCCAAAGUUCAGUGUUACCUGUGCUUCAAGAUGUGGGAUGUUUGUUGACUGUGUUGAAACUUUUUCACACACAGUCCAUCCUCGAUUGGAUUCCAAAAGACAAUUUCACAACAAGUUCACUUAUUCCACAGUUUUCUCAAAAAUGGAGAAACUGAAGCUACCUAUUAAAAAAGAUGAUUGACUGUGGUGUUAAUGAUGCCAGUAAUGUUUUUGUUGCUAAAGCUGAACCCUCAGCAUUGAUAUUUAAAUUUGGCUUACUGUCAGUUUACUGGAAGAGCCUCAAAGUCUGUGAGUUUCUUUUAGGAUUUUGCACAGUCAGUCUGUUUGCCUUCAAUAGCCACAUAUUGGUGACAAAUAAUUUUAUCGAUGUCUGUGUAGUUUCUCAUUCAUCCAGGUAAUGGUUAUCCAAAGUUGUUUAAAUCAAUCCAACUGGACUUUAAGAAAGUUCCUUGCAAGGAACUGUUUAAACAACUUUGGAAAAUAAUUUUAUCGAUUUAGUUCCAGCUGAAGACUCAGCUGGGAAAAUCUGAUGAGAGCUAUGCUCAAUUUUAAUCAUUAGAUUCAACAGGAGUUCUAAAAAUUGGCUUAAUGUCAUUCAGUCAGUCAGUAAUGAUAUAACAGUGUUUUGCACAAACAGAAAAUAACACUUUCUUCUUUUAAGACAGGUCUCUCACGAAUAUGUAGUAUUAAUAUAUCCCCACUAGUUAGCAGUGCAGUGAUGUUUUUUCUCAGCUUCAAGCUUGCUGGAAGAGUUGGUAUGUUACAGCUUUCCUCUGCUGCUGACACUGCAACUGUCUGUACUGUAAAAUGAUGUUAUCUCAGGCAAAUUUCACUGAAAGGGACAACAAUGACUUGUACUUGAAGAAGGAAACUGACUAAUAAUCGAGUGUAAAGAUCAAAGAUUUUAGGUUACAUUUCCUUUUUUUCCUGUUAACUCGUAUUUAGAUUUUACUUCACCAGGUUCUCACAGCAAUAACACAAAGCUACUAUCGCCCCCUUUGUGCAUCUUUUAUUUAAGUCAUGAAGACAUUUGAGCUCUAAAAAAUGUCUGCUUUGAAGAAACAAUAUUUAACCGAGCCGGAGCUGCUAAUUGAGUCAAUAUAUAGCUUGCAAAUGCUUUGUACUGUAUAAACCGCUGGUGUAAAUGUAGGUAACAUUCAUACCUAAGUUCAAAGAAAGCAGCUGAUAAUCUUAUAAAUCAGGACGCCAAGUGACACAUUGACGAUAUUAUAAUGUCAAGAUGUAAAACAAAACUACAGCACUUGUGUUGACAUGACAUAUCCUCAGAUUUAGUUUGUCACUGAAGUCUCAGUAGCAUUAAAUGUGUGAUUUGAUCAUAUACGGAAGCAGGCCCUUAGAGGACCCUUACUGCUGUUGUUUACGGCCAUUUUAUAUGUUUUAUUUAUUUAUUCUGUUGUUUUCAGGGAUUUUUCACAUAUCCAACACCUCACAGACAUUUAUUCUUGAACUGAAUGAAUUCUUGAAAAUAUUGUUUUCAAGUUCUCUCUCUCUCUCUCUCUCUGAUGUUCUGCAGGCACAUAUGUUCCAGAUCAUUUUAACGACAGGCCUUAUUCAGUGCAGACCUUAAAUGUCGAACCUAACAAGCAUUAAAAACUGCUACUUUCCCUCCAGGUUGCUCCUCUGCUCCAAGGCUUUGCUGGUGUACCUGCUGUGUAGAUGGUAUUAGUUCCUCCUGUGCUCAAAGUGUAUACUGCGUUCAUUCUGUUAACGUCCAGCAAAAUUUAUGCAAAGAGUCGAUGAGACAGCAUUGUAUUUGUGUAUUUAAAUGCAAAUUGCAGCAAAUAGCUUGAAUAAAAUGUCACCUACUGUCACUUUUGUGGAAGGCAGUUUACUUGAAACGGUGAUCCAUUUUUAAGAAGCAACCUGCAGACUAGACUUUAACUAAAAGCUAAUAAUGGUUCAGUUCUUUUCAGGCACUCUGGUCAGCCGUACCAUGGUUCAUUGGUGUUCGUUGCAUCUGUGUUUAGUAAAUCAAAGUGUUCACUGUAGUGAAAAUCUGUUGGUUUUGUAAGUGCAACUUCAUAUGUACAGAAUAAAAACAAAUAACUUAAAACAUCUCA